Molecule: messenger RNA, 602 nt
Organism: Cyprinus carpio (common carp)
Lineage: Eukaryota; Metazoa; Chordata; Actinopteri; Cypriniformes; Cyprinidae
Product: ubiquitin-conjugating enzyme E2 E2-like
Exons: 4
Coding region: 1-447 (148 amino acids)
Biological process (GO): protein polyubiquitination
Cellular component (GO): nucleus
Molecular function (GO): ubiquitin conjugating enzyme activity
Source: RefSeq, a predicted model, not a curated record
AUGAGUCAAGACAAGAAGGACACUCAUGUUCAGUGUUUGGCUCCUUUGUCGGUGUAUUUAAGCCCUUGUGGUCCCAGCGUUCUUUUUCAGGUGACGUUUCGCACCAGAAUCUACCACUGCAACAUCAACAGUCAGGGUGUGAUCUGUCUGGACAUCCUGAAGGACAACUGGAGCCCGGCGCUCACCAUCUCCAAAGUGCUGCUGUCCAUCUGCUCUCUCCUCACAGACUGUAACCCUGCUGAUCCUCUGGUAGGAAGCAUUGCCUCACAGACUGACAGAGCACAGCACCACAGGAUAGCCAAACAUGGGACCAAACGCUAUUCAGUCUUACCCCGAGGUUACUGUAGCCACCCAGAUCCAGACCAGAUGGUGGAUCAGCACCUAGAGGGGACCACUAGAUGUGCCCCAGAGACAGAUCCCCAGCGUAAACCUGACAAUCGGCACUAGACCAUGGGAACCAGACAAGUCCUCUGCUCCAUCUGAUCUGUGUUGCAGUCUGGAAUUAAACCACACCAUGCUGGUUUCAUCUGGCUAGAGGAGAACUGGCCCCCGACUGAGCCUGGUUUCUCCCAAGGCUUUUUCUCCAUUUGUCACCAGUGGAG